Phycodurus eques (leafy seadragon) is the source of this 6893-nucleotide messenger RNA. It is a transcript of the gene gphnb, whose product is annotated as gephyrin b. Gene Ontology annotation, cellular component: postsynaptic membrane; cytoplasm; postsynaptic specialization. The record is from RefSeq and is a predicted model, not a curated record. The transcript is spliced from 28 exons. Gene Ontology annotation, biological process: molybdenum incorporation into molybdenum-molybdopterin complex; postsynaptic neurotransmitter receptor diffusion trapping; establishment of synaptic specificity at neuromuscular junction. NCBI's taxonomy places the organism in Eukaryota, Metazoa, Chordata, Actinopteri, Syngnathiformes, Syngnathidae. Bases 285 to 3047 code for a protein of 920 amino acids. Gene Ontology annotation, molecular function: molybdopterin molybdotransferase activity.
UUGGACUCCAGUCCACCGGAGUGGCUGAUUUUAUGACUUGGGACAUGAAAGACUCAAUUUGACAUUCAUGAGACUCGACUUAAACUACACGACUUGACAAGUCGUACUGUCAAUAUAGUGUGCCUUUUUGUUUUUGAAAGAAAAUGUAUUAUUUUGUUGUGUCCUGCGUGCCACCAAUCUGCCAACCCGGGACACAGCUCAGGCCAGUGGCUGCCUCGUUGAGCAAGGAUCACGGAGGAAACGCCAAGAAUGAUUACAUUUGGAUUCACUGAAUAUCCUUUUUGAUGAAAUCGGGAAAAAGACAAGAGCGACGCGACCAAGGUUUACAGCUCAAACAUAAAAGACACAACUUGGACGAGGUGUACCUUCAUCUGUCUGACGCAGAUUGGUGCCAUUGCUCUGCUGACAAUGGAAGAGGCUUGCUCACAGGAUGCGGUGUAUGUGAUCACGACGAGAUGAGAAGCAACACAGACAAAAUGUUUUCUGCUAAGUACAAGCCUGCGACAGACCAGACAACACAAUCUUCAUCCGCCUCCUCCGCUCGCUCCCUCUCCCCAGCAAGCAAGUUCGAUGCGAUCGGCUCUGGGCCCUGCCGUGAGUUGUCGGUGCGGGCGACAGCGCUGCUGAACAUGGCGUCGGACGGGAUGAUUUUAACGAACCACGACCACCAAAUCCGGGUCGGAGUCCUGACAGUGAGUGACAGCUGUUACCGAAACCUGGCAGAGGACCGCAGCGGCGUCAACCUCAAAGAUCUCGUCCAUGAUCCAUCCCUGUUGGGUGGUAUGAUUGUGGCCUACAAAAUAUUGCCAGAUGAAAUAGAUGAAAUCAAGGAGACUCUGAUGGACUGGUGCGACGAAAAGGAGCUUAACCUCAUUUUAACCACCGGAGGUACCGGCUUUGCUCCAAGAGACGUCACACCGGAGGCCACAAAGGAGGUGAUUGAGCGUGAGGCUCCAGGCAUGUCGCUGGCGAUGUUGAUGGGAUCUCUCAACGUCACACCACUAGGCAUGCUCUCCAGACCUGUGUGCGGAAUCCGAGGGAAGACCCUCAUCAUUAAUUUACCAGGAAGCAAGAAAGGCUCCCAGGAAUGCUUCCAGUUCAUCCUGCCGGCGCUGCCGCACGCCAUCGACCUCCUGCGCGACGCCGUGGUGAAGGUUAAGGAGGCGGCGGAUGAGCUGGAGGACCUGCCGUCGCCGCCACAGCCUCUCUCGCCGCUGCCCAACAGUUCGCCACGGCGUCAGACGGAGGACAAGGGCGUGCAGUGCGAGGAUGAGGACGAAGAGAAGAAGGACAGCGGCGUGGCAUCCACGGAGGACAGCUCCUCCUCCCACAUCACCGCAGCAUCCAUUGCUGCCAAGAUCCCAGACUCCAUUAUUUCGCGGGGUGUGCAGGUGUUGCCCAGGGACACGGCUUCUCUCAGCACCACUCCCUCGGAGUCGCCCCGGGCACAGGCCACCUCGCGGCUCUCUACCGCGUCCUGUCCCACUCCAAAAGCGCGGCUCCCCUCCUGUUCAUCUACCCUAAGCAUUGCUGAGGCCUCACGGAGAGAAUUCAGGGCUCACCUGGAUGAGGUCAUCACGCUCAAGUCAAGGUACUCUACCUUGGACCAGCUCCAGUGUAGGUUGGAGGGGCUUAAAGAUGAUCGCAGGAGGACCUUCAGCUCUCGAGUGCAGUCACGAUGCAGCAGCAAAGAGAAUAUCCUCAGAUCAAGUCACAGUGCUGUGGACAUUACCAAGGUGGCCCGGCGACACCGCAUGUCCCCUUUCCCCCUCACCUCCAUGGACAAGGCCUUCAUCACUGUGCUGGAGAUGACCGCCGUCCUGGGCACUGAGAUCAUCAACUACAGAGACGGGAUGGGUCGAGUCCUAGCUCAGGACGUUUAUGCCAAAGACAACCUGCCACCCUUCCCUGCCUCUGUCAAGGAUGGCUAUGCUGUGAGAGCCGCCGACGGCCCGGGCGACCGCUUCAUCAUCGGAGAGUCCCAAGCAGGCGAGCAGCCCACCCACACCGUGAUGCCUGGGCAGGUGAUGAGGGUGACAACCGGCGCUCCUAUCCCCUGCGGGGCUGACGCCGUCGUUCAGGUGGAAGACACCGAGCUCCUCCGCGAGUCCGAGGAUCUCGCCACAGUUCUAUUGAUCCAUUAUAAGGGCACAGAGGAGCUGGAAGUACGAAUUCUAGUCCAGGCUCGGCCAGGCCAGGAUAUCAGGCCUAUCGGUCAUGACAUCAAGCGCGGCGAGUGUGUGCUGGCCAAGGGCACCCACAUGGGCCCCUCUGAGAUCGGCCUCCUGGCCACGGUGGGAGUCACGGAGGUGGAGGUCCAGAAAUUCCCCGUAGUGGCUGUCAUGUCGACGGGAAAUGAGCUGCUGAACCCAGAGGAUGACCUCCAUCCUGGGAAAAUCAGGGACAGCAAUCGCUCCACCCUGCUGGCCACCAUCCAGGAACAUGGCUACCCGACCAUCAAUCUGGGCAUUGUGGGAGACAACCCCGAUGACCUUCUCAAUGCUCUGAAUGAAGGCAUCAGCCGUGCUGAUGUCAUUAUCACCUCAGGCGGAGUAUCCAUGGGAGAGAAGGACUACCUUAAGCAAGUGCUGGAUAUAGAUCUUCAUGCUCAGAUCCAUUUUGGCCGGGUCUUCAUGAAACCAGGGCUCCCAACCACCUUUGCCACGCUGGAUAUCGACGGUGCUCGCAAACUCAUCUUUGCCCUCCCAGGUAGAAACCCCGUAUCCGCUGUCGUCACCUGUAAUCUUUUUGUCAUCCCCGCCUUGAGGAAGAUGCAGGGUAUUUUGGACCCAAGGCCAACUAUCAUCAAAGCGAGGUUAUCUUGUGAUGUGAAACUGGAUCCUCGCCCUGAAUACCACCGCUGCAUCCUGACUUGGCAUCACCAGGAGCCUCUGCCGUGGGCACAGAGCACAGGGAACCAGGUGAGCAGCAGACUGAUGAGCAUGCGCAGUGCCAACGGGCUCCUGAUGCUACCUCCCAAAACAGAGCAAUACGUGGAGCUGCACAAGGGCGAGGUGGUGGACGUCAUGGUCAUCGGCCGGCUAUGAUGUCAUGGCCGCGGGGGGGAGGGGGGGGGGGGGGGCGAAGGGUCGCCAUCAUUUCUAGCGAGGGUCGUAAUGGGCGGUUCACGGUGCAUGUCCACAUAUCAUUGACUAUUCUGUAAUAUGCAACGGCACAGCUAGUUUUUGUUGAUUUGGAGAACAUUGAGGUAUAGUCGACAUCUCGAUCACAGCCUAGAUAUACUGUAUAAGAAAACAUUGAUUUAAGAAGAUUAUAGUAUUUCAAAAAAAGAAAAUAUAACUUUUAAUGGAAAAAAAAUCUAAUUAUAAAAAGAGAUUUAUUCUGUAAUAUAUUAUUAUGAUUAUUCUUCUUAUUAUUAUGAUUAUUCUUCUUAUCAUUAUUAUAUUAAGGCAACUUUGUUCCUUUCAUUGCAAUUGCUUUGUGUGUUCAAUGCUAGACCUUAUCUAUAGCAGUAGCAUUUUAAUAGACAGCUGUAGGUGCCUGCCAGGACAGAAAAAAAAAAAAAAAAAAGAUUAUUUUCUCACCUUUAGUGUAAAAAAAAAAUACCCUUAGCCAUUUUUUUGUUUUUGUUUGUUUUUUGAAAAUGAAGUAAAAUACUGAGGAGGACUCCAGAUUUCCCAUGGUGCUGCAGUUAGGAGGAAAAGCGGGGCACAUCGAGGUCUUUUUCUCUUUUGAGCGCCCUUCAAGGUGACACUUUUUCUCUCGUUAGUAUGCAUUAUAUUGGCUUCACAAAGAGCUUUGCUUGUCGUUUAUCUUGUGAGUCUUGUUUAUGUGCGCGGUGCCAAAUGCCUGGGUGGGGGAGGCGGGGUGUAAGGCACUGAAGCUUCCUUAAGUUUGCGGUGACCAGGUGGAAUAUUUGCUCCUACCCCGCCCACCACCCCUACUACAAACCCCUACCCAGGGAUAAGCUUGGGGGGGAGGGGAAAUAUAUUUUAUUUGAGCAACUAUUUAAGGGAAAAUAAAAAAAAAAAAAAAAAGAAGCAAGAGAAGAAGCAGCUUCUUUAAUUGCUGAUGGCCUUUUUAACCGACUUCACAAAAUUGUACAGAUUAAAGAGAAAAAAAUAGAACCAUAUUGUACAGAUAUGUGACCAGCACUCCUAAGGAAGUUAAUAUUAUUAUUAAGCAAUGAGGAGACAUUGAACAACGCUGUACUAUAAAGGUUUUCUGUAAUGAUGCUGAAACUGAUGAAAGAGACUACGAUAAUAAAAAUCCUUGAUCAUUAUGUAAAAACAAUUAUAAUAAUAAACACACACAAGGUUAUUGUUGGGUUUCCUUUUUUAAUAAAUUAUAUCUAAACAACUACAAGAGAAAUAAAUUUAUUUCGCUGUAUAAGAAGAAGGGAACUUUUGAUUGAGCGACGGGUGUCUCAAAAUGUGAUUAUAUUUUAUUUAAUUAGCACCAAAUUGCAUCAGUCGUGAUAUCAAAGCAUAAUUCUUAUAGAGCAGACAAGGGCCAUGUUCUUCACAUUGUGCGACCCAUCAAAACCAGUUGUUGUGAGCAAGCAUUACUUUGUGAGGUAAACCACGAUGAGGAAAUUGUUAUAAGACCGACCAUCUUUCUCAGUUGCUUGGGACAAAAGAGACACAAUGGCGACGUGGGUGGAUGUCCCAAGAAAAGGUUUGCAUUGUCCAAUGUUAAUAUUACACUGGACGACACCCCCCCCCCCCCAAGACCAAGACUUUUAGCACCUCGCACCACAUAAUUUCUCAGGAAAUCUAUCAGAGACAUGCGAUGAUCAUUCCUAUGCUGACUUGGACCACAAGAGAGGGAAAAUGCUCAAAUUUAGCCUGAUUUUCGGGAUGUGUGCAGUCUGCUUUAGACUGAUGUUUGAAUCUCUGGAGGUCAUUGGCUUGUUGCAGUGUUGGAUCCACUCAAACUAGAUCAUAAUUAUAGAUUGACUAUGUCUUACAUUUGUUUACCAGGCCAGUCCUUGAAACGUCUGCUUUUCGAAACACACGAGUAUGUUUGAAAAAUGCAAAUGCAAUGUGUGUCUUUUCAGGAAGCAUUCAAGGAUAUGCUGGUAUGAGUAAGCAUAUAGAGCAAUAAAGAGGUUAAGGAUUAAAUUUAAAAAAAAAAAAAAAAAAAAUUUAAAACAGCUGCUCCAAACUGUGGUGGAGAUAUUUCAGAAGCAGUGUGAGGAGAUUAGGUCUUCUUCUCUGCUCUGCAAGGUGAAAUGGCACAAGAUCCCAUUAACUUGUGAUAAUUCAUAGCACUGUCAACUUGCUUCCAAUUCAUCUUAACGAGCAAGAGCGUCUUUUGGGUGGAAAGGGAUUAGCAUGGAGAUUGCCAUUAAAAAUUAGGAAGGAUCCAAAAGGCAUCAACAGCGCAUUAACUGAAUGUACAUUUGCAGCCUUUAUGAAAACAAUAUUCUGUUUGAAAACUCCAUUCAUCCCAUUUUCUUUUGACAUUUUUGGCUUUUUCAAUUUUAUAUAUUCAUAAAAUAAUAAUAUAUAUCUAUAUAUUUUAUAUAUACACAGUCUCUUUAAACAAGCAACAUGAUGAUUAAUAAAUGAAAGCAUCAUCAUAGCAUUGCUUACAGAUCUACAGUAUUCUAUAGCAUGAUGGUACAUAUUCCAUCUAUCUACAAUUUAAAAAAUGCCACUUUUAUUCAGGCCUCCUAUUAUGUUAAAUUGAAAGCUUUUAAAGUUUCAGGAUCUUUUAAGAUGUAUUUAUUUAAUAUGUACAAACAAAAAAAAUAAUACUUCUGUUGUCUUCAAUUUUGUCCUUUUUCCUUUUAUUAUGUAUUCAUAUUUCUUUGUUUAUAUUUUUAUUAUUUUUGAGUGUGCAAACUUAUACUGUAUAUUUUGUUAUUGUAUUUGUAUUAUAUUUUUGGUUUCUUUUCAUUCAUGUGUCUAUUUUUGGAUGAUUAAACAUGCAGUGGGUCACUUUGACCCAUGAACAUUACUGGUGCACAAAAGGGAAAAAAACAACAGGAGGGGUAAUGCAAUAUUUAUGGGCAUUAUAGAGUGUCUUAAUUCUUAAUGCUCACCCAACGCGUGCAAGGCCGCACACCAACACAUCCAUACGUACACAUCACAUCUACAACACCCACCAAUCACUUUAUUAGAUACCUGCCCAAUACACGAAAUUGAGUUUAUGAAAAAUGACAAACACACCUUGGUAUGAUGCAGUGCAAUUCGACACCAACAUUUUGAAAUGAACAAUGUUAAUUGUUGUAAUUCAGAUUUUUAUUUAUUUAUUUUUGUCUUUUCACAUUUGUCUCAAACUCAAGGCCUGUGGCUGGAUCCAGCCCUAAACAUCAGUUUAUGUUGCACCACGAAAGCUUGACACAUUUUUCUUCUUUGACUUCUAUUCAGAACUAGCCAUAAAAUGAUAACCAAACGCAGGGGAAAUUACACCAUGUAAUAUCAUGCUGCUAUUAUUAGACUUCCCACACAGAGCAUUAGGUGAGGGACAAGAAGUAUAACUUAAUACCACCACUAUCAUGUCGCAACUAUAAAAGCCAUCAAUACUGUCCGAAAACGCAAUACAACAUGCAACUGUGCCACAUACAUCAUCUGGAGCAGAUCGGAAUCAAUAAUUAUCUAAUAACAUGACAACAACAAAAUUACAUCAUACCAGACAUUCUGAUUAUUUAUUGUUUUAAUGUGGUAUGAUCGCUACAGAUGUGUUUUGCUAGUCAAAAUUGGCUGUAACAAGUUUUGCUCUGACCAAACAAUCUUGGACAGAAAAAAAUGAAGCAAAUAGAUUGUUGGGAAUAAAACAAUAUCAUUAAACAUACCGAUAACAAAUAUUACAAUUUAGGUUAUAUGCCUCAGAUAGGACACCAGAGAAGGCCUCGCUGACCCUGAUGCCUCACCACUUCUUAUCGCAUAAUAAAUAACUGUUCAAACUGUUACUGCUGCACUUGU